Messenger RNA from Pelecanus crispus (Dalmatian pelican), 2090 nucleotides. NCBI's taxonomy places the organism in Eukaryota, Metazoa, Chordata, Aves, Pelecaniformes, Pelecanidae. The record is from RefSeq and is a predicted model, not a curated record.
UUUUCCCCUUCCUUUAGUUUACAAUGGAUUUUGGAUAAACAAGAUCUAUUGAAGGAACGCCAGAAGGACUUGAAAUUUCUGACUGAAGAAGAAUAUUGGAAACUACAGAUAUUUUUUACUAAUGUUAUCCAGGCUUUAGGUGAACAUCUUAAAUUAAGACAACAAGUUAUUGCCACUGCUACAGUCUACUUCAAGAGAUUCUAUGCCAGAUAUUCCCUAAAAAGUAUAGAUCCAGUAUUAAUGGCUCCUACGUGUGUGUUUUUGGCAUCCAAAGUAGAGGAAUUUGGUGUUGUUUCAAAUACAAGGUUGAUUUCUGCUGCUACUUCUGUAUUGAAAACUAGGUUUUCGUAUGCCUUUCCAAAGGAGUUUCCUUAUAGGAUGAACCAUAUACUAGAAUGUGAAUUCUAUCUGUUAGAAUUAAUGGACUGCUGUUUGAUAGUUUAUCAUCCUUAUAGACCUUUGCUCCAAUAUGUGCAAGAUAUGGGCCAAGAAGAUAUGCUGCUACCUCUCGCAUGGAGGAUAGUGAAUGACACAUAUAGAACUGAUCUUUGUCUGCUGUACCCUCCUUUCAUGAUAGCUCUAGCUUGCCUACACGUGGCCUGUGUUGUCCAGCAGAAGGAUGCAAGGCAAUGGUUUGCUGAGCUAUCUGUUGAUAUGGAAAAGAUUUUAGAAAUAAUCAGGGUUAUUCUGAAGCUGUAUGAGCAGUGGAAGAACUUUGAUGAGAGAAAAGAGAUGGCUACUAUUCUUAGUAAAAUGCCUAAACCAAAACCACCUCCAAACAGUGAAGGAGAACAGGGUCCAAAUGGUAGCCAGAACUCUAGUUAUAGCCAAUCUUAAGACAUUCCAAAGAAUUUGUUUAUGGACCACUUUGACUCAAGACACCCUGGGAUCUUUCCUGUGUUCAUGAAAUGGACAGAAGGUUUUAGUAACAUCUUUGACAAAGAACUUGAAGAAUGAAUAGCUUGUUUGUGUCAAGCAUUUUGAAAGCUUUUUCUCUAAAACUGCAUCAUUUUCUCUGACGCUGGAGCAAACGUACUAAGAUUUUUUGGUGUAAGGAAUCAAACUGUUAAACUAAGGUGCAAAACAUUAACACUAUCCACUCAAAACAAAUAGUUCAUUAUUGGUUUUGUUUGCUUUGAGAAAAUUGUAACUUGCCAUUGAAGUGAACUAUUUUUAAAGCAACAGUAACCUGAAGCGUAAGUGUAACUGCAUUAAUGACUUGUGUUGUCUUAAUUUUGUUUGUGAUUGAAGGAUGAUAGUGCACUGUAUGUUAAAUCUGUUCAUUACCUUGAGUUUUGUUGAUUUUUUUUUUUUAAAAAUAAAUACGGAUUCUGUAACAAGGAACACAGCAAUCCUUCAGAAACAAAGCCUAGAAGAGCCUGCAAAGAAUAUCGUUACAGUUUUAAUGAAAGCUGCAGGAAAGAAAUUAAUUUCCUUUUUUGGAUUAGAAAAAUGUUUUACUCAGUAAAUGUACUUGGAUGUUUUUGCCAUGAAGCGUAGUAGCCCAGCUUACCAGAGAAGUGCAAUAUGUAUAGUGAUUCUGCAGUUUUCUUAAACAUUUCAAGUGUUAGGAAUUUAAAAAAUCCAACAUAUUAUUGAUUUUUUUUUUUGCAAGUAAAUGUACUGUAUAGUACAAUCGGAGUAUUUCACAAUCAAGUACAAAUCUGGAUACGAUUGCUAUUUUGUAUGUCGGAUUUUUUUUGUGCAAAAGAUAUACACUGUUAGUCUGCCUUCACUGUUAGUGUGAAUUUGUGUGGUUCAUUAGAGAAUUUAUUUAAGAGGAUCAAGCUUUCAGUGAGCUUCAUACUGGCUAAUUUUAAUUGUGAUGUUAGGAGCAACUCUUUAGAAUAACUGAAAUGGGAUUCCUUGGAUAACUGUGUGCUGGAGAAAAUGAGAUUCCUUCAAACAGAAGGCCAUAUCCUGUGUUCCUUACUCAGGCAGAUAUCCCACUGAAAUCAGGAAUUGGCCUAAAUCUAAUUUCUUGAUUUUUAGAUAGCUUUGUUUCUAAUUAAGUUCUGUACAACUUCAUUUUGAAUGAUAAUGCUGACUAGCCCAAGUAUAAAAAUUGAAUGAUAAAAUAAAGUGCAGUA